This is a messenger RNA of Marchantia polymorpha subsp. ruderalis, 643 nucleotides long. The record is from the annotation of a GenBank genome assembly. NCBI's taxonomy places the organism in Eukaryota, Viridiplantae, Streptophyta, Marchantiopsida, Marchantiales, Marchantiaceae.
CUGCUGCGUUCGAAUAGUUACUGUCAGUCUGCAGUUGAGGAGAAUUUCUGUGUUUGUGGGUGCCGAUCGGAUCUUGAUUAUUGGAGACUAAGGUUAUUCUGGAUUGUAUUUGAGAGCUGCCGUCAACGAUGGCACUAGUCAGUGCUCAGAAUCUUGUAUCUCAGAAUGCGGUUGUGGUAUUCAGCAAGUCAUAUUGCCCCUACUGUAAAAAAGUGAAGCAGCUGUUAUCGAGCUUGGGGGCUCAAGUCAAGGUCGUGGAACUUGACCUCGAAAAGGAUGGAGAUGAAAUCCAGUCAGCUUUAACAAAUUGGACCAAACAACGCACUGUCCCAAAUGUGUUUGUUGGCGGACAACACAUUGGUGGUUGCGACGACACAAUGUCCAAGCACAAUGGUGGAAAGCUCUUACCACUUCUGAAGGAAGCAGGUGCUGUCUAAAUGCUUCAAUGGCCCACUGUAACCUACAAUCUUGAAACAGGCAUUUAACAUUCUGUGAACUGCUUACAAAAGUUCUCAUCCAUCAAUUGAAUCAUCUGGAGAAAGAAAUAAGCCUGGGACGUAUAUACUUAUUCUUUAGUCUGAAAUGACUUUAGUCACGUGGGAGCGCUCCAGAUCCUAUGAUGUUUAGGUCAUAUGCAUUACCG